Molecule: messenger RNA, 372 nt
Organism: Kuraishia capsulata CBS 1993
Lineage: Eukaryota; Fungi; Ascomycota; Pichiomycetes; Pichiales; Pichiaceae
Exons: 1
Coding region: 1-372 (123 amino acids)
Biological process (GO): response to oxidative stress
Source: RefSeq, a predicted model, not a curated record
AUGACUGUCGCUACCGCCUUUGCAGAGACCACAAAAUAUACGCUCUCCCAACCGGAGAUGCGCAUCAGGGUGCUGAACCUGUACAGAAGAUACCUCAGACAUUCGAGGGACUUCGUGAACAGUUACGAUUUGGACAUACCAGCUUCACAGGUGAAGACCAAGAUAAGACAGGAGUUCGAGAGACAGAGAUUUGUGAAGGAUUUGCCCGUGCAAAACGUGCUAUUCAUGAAGGCCCAAAUGGAAUUCCAAGAGCUGGUCAACUUCUGGAAGCAACAGUGCCAUGUUAUGCAGUACUUCGAGAACCCUCACACCUACUAUGAUAAGACCAAGAAUGAUACCUUUGUGGACAAGUUCUUGAAGGGUUCUGAUUAG